Ornithodoros turicata is the source of this 1000-nucleotide messenger RNA. Its product is annotated as very long chain fatty acid elongase 7-like. Gene Ontology annotation, molecular function: fatty acid elongase activity. The record is from RefSeq and is a predicted model, not a curated record. Bases 82 to 963 code for a protein of 293 amino acids. Gene Ontology annotation, biological process: sphingolipid biosynthetic process; fatty acid elongation, polyunsaturated fatty acid; very long-chain fatty acid biosynthetic process. The transcript has a single exon. Lineage: Eukaryota; Metazoa; Arthropoda; Arachnida; Ixodida; Argasidae. Gene Ontology annotation, cellular component: endoplasmic reticulum membrane.
GCAGCACGGCACUCAAAUUCCAACAAAUCACUUCAUCGACACAGACGUGCAUCGACACAGGUCUGAGUCGUCACCUUUGCCAUGGAGACCCUUCUUCCGAAGACUGUGCAGGAUGCGUGGAAAUUCUUAAUGGACAAGCGUGAUCCCCGAACGAUAAACAUGUUGUUCGUCGGGGACAUCCGCUUCAUCGUUGUCGUCCUGGGAUUGUACCUCUACGUCGUGCUGUCGGCGGGCCCUCGUUUCAUGAGGGAUCGCCAACCAUACAGCCUGAAGCCGGCCAUUAUGGCCUACAACUUUACAAUGGUCCUCCUCAACGCGUUCUUCAUGGUGAAGUUCUUCGAGCAUUCCUACUGGAAAGGCGGGUACAGCUUCUUCUGUCAAGGUAUGACACACUCGACAGAUGAACACUCCUUGGCGAUCCUCGAUUACUCCUGGUGGUAUCUAUUUGUGAGGAUUGGCGAUUUUCUGGAUACGUUCUUCUUCCUUCUGCGUAAGAAGUUCUCUCACAUCUCUGCCCUGCAUGUCUCCCACCAUGGACUCGUUGUCUGGAGUGGAUGGCUGUGGAUGACAUUCGGUGGCGAUGGCCAAGUCCUUCUAGGACUCUGCGUCAACUCUUGCAUGCACGUUAUCAUGUACUCUUACUACUUCUUGGCUGCUCUCGGACCAGCUGUACAGAAGUACCUCUGGUGGAAGAAGUACCUCACAACGCUCCAGAUCACGCAGUUCGUAGUCUUGUUGUGCCACAUCCUGAUCCCAGUGUUCUACGACUGCGGUUACCCCCGUAUCCUGAUUGUUAUGGCGUUCGCUCAAGGCACUCUCGGCCUUGUGCUCUUCAUCAACUUCUACAUCCACGAAUACAUGAAGAGGAGAGUACUAAAGAACCCAGUCCGUAUGAUUGACAACAUGUGCACGAUGCAAGCCACCACCGGUAAGCAGCACACGGAACGACCGAAGAAGGCGUAACUGUCCCAUGGAUGAAAAUUGCUCUUGGAGGGUUGUU